This is a messenger RNA of Mugil cephalus (flathead mullet), 2707 nucleotides long. RefSeq names its product death-associated protein kinase 2b (gene dapk2b). The record is from RefSeq and is a predicted model, not a curated record. The coding region runs from base 249 to 1727 and encodes 492 amino acids. Lineage: Eukaryota; Metazoa; Chordata; Actinopteri; Mugiliformes; Mugilidae. Gene Ontology annotation, biological process: protein phosphorylation; intracellular signal transduction; positive regulation of apoptotic process. Gene Ontology annotation, molecular function: protein serine/threonine kinase activity; ATP binding. Gene Ontology annotation, cellular component: cytoplasm; nucleus. The transcript is spliced from 10 exons.
ACACAAAAAGCCUGAUGGGGCAGCGUAAAGUGUCAGAAAACAACAGAGACGUCAAAGGAGCAGCUCCCUCAGUCAUCUGCAGCCAUGAGCGGACUGGGACGGCUGUAAGAAAAAAACACAAGCAAGAAGUUUGCCAUCAGCUCUGCAUCUGACACAAGGGUUGGACUUGCGGGGAAAGGGAAGCCUACUCCUGGAAAAGAGAGAUCUUCAGGCGUGAACGUUGCACAUCUUGGGAGAUAACUACAUCAAUGAGGACACCUGGCAUGGCGGUGUUCAAGCAACAGAGUGUGGAGGACUUCUACGAAAUUGGGGAAGAGCUGGGGAGCGGGCAGUUUGCAAUCGUCAAGCGCUGCAUAGAGAAGAGCACAGGAACAGAAUAUGCAGCCAAGUUCAUCAAGAAGCGUCAGAGUCGGGCCAGCAGACGUGGUGUGAGAAGAGAGGAGAUUGAGAGGGAGGUGGACAUCCUGCAGCAACUCCAACACCCCAACAUUGUAGCGCUGCACGACGUGUACGAGAACCGCACAGACGUGGUGCUCAUCCUCGAGCUGGUCUCAGGAGGAGAGCUGUUUGAUUUCUUGGCUCAGAAGGAGUCUCUCAGCGAAGAGGAGGCCACUCAGUUUAUCAAACAGAUCCUGGACGGAGUCCAGUACCUCCACUCCAAGCAGAUUGCACAUUUUGAUCUAAAGCCUGAAAACAUAAUGCUGCUGGACAGGAGUGUUCCUUUACCCCGCAUUAAGCUCAUAGACUUUGGACUUGCACACAAAAUAGAAGCCGGGGCAGAUUUCAAAAACAUUUUUGGCACCCCUGAAUUCGUUGCUCCAGAGAUAGUCAACUAUGAGCAACUGGGAUUGGAAGCAGACAUGUGGAGCAUUGGAGUCAUCACUUAUAUACUUUUGAGCGGUGCCUCUCCUUUUCUUGGCGACACGAAGCAGGAAACGCUGGGAAACAUCUCGGCGAUGAACUAUGAGUUUGAUGAAGAGUUCUUCAGCAACACUAGCGAGCUGGCCAAGAGCUUCAUCCGACAGCUCCUGGAAAAGGACACGAGAAAACGGUUGACUAUACAAGACACCCUGAACCAUCCUUGGAUUAAGUCCUGCGGCCCCAUGGAAGAGGACAGCGCCGCCCGUGAGGCCGAGAAGAAAGCAGAGCAGCUGAAGACAAAACGUCUAAAAGAGUACACUAUCCAGUCUCACUCCAGCAUGCCACAGAACAACACGUACGCCAACUUUGAGCGCUUUGCUCAUGUGGUUGAAGACAUCAGCUUGAUGGAGACGGGGCUCGUAGAGGUGGCAGGAGCACACCAAACCCUGCAAGGUGACAUAGAAGCUCUGCUCUCCAUCUACAAUGAAAAGGAGGCCUGGUACAAGGAGCAGAGUGAAACUGCGAGGAAACAGCUCUCCCUGGCCGGCUACGAGUUUCGUAAAGUCGAGGCCACCAGGAGGCUUCUACAGGAGGACCUCAAGUGUAUAGAUGCCAGCCUGGAGAGCAUCAGCGGGAAGUAUAACCACAGGCAGGGCCAGCUUGAUGCUCUGAGGCAGGAGUUGAACUCUGAGCUGCAGUGGCUGCAGGAGGUCAUGAGCUCCGUGCAUCCCGAAGGAGCCCGCAGCAGCAUCCAGAGCAGCGGCCUGAGCACAGGUGUAAAGCAAGCACUGAAGGAGCUGCUCCAACAGUCCUAUGGAGGGGAACUGUGCCCCGAACCCAAACAGCCACUCACAGAGUCAGGCUGACAAACACCAACGAAGACACACUGUUGUUGACCUUAAAAACGCAAAUGUGAUUUUGAAAACUUAACUUUAGUACAGAUCCAAGACGUUGAUUUCUUUUGUCAGAAAUGUUGGCAGAGACUUUUGAAUGUAUCUAUUACCUAUGUAUCUAUUUUUUCUUGUGUAAAUAAGAUAAAAAUACAGUGUUGUGGAAAUAAUUCUCUCCAGAUAAAGGAACAGUAGGUAUACACAUAGGAAAUUUGGAAAAUAUACGUAUUUUUUUCUCUUGAAAAGUUAAAUGAGAUUAUGGAGCUACAGGCCACAUUUAGCAAAAAGACCAGAUACAGGAGAAAAACUGGCCUUGACAAAACAAACAAAAAACUAAGCUAAGCUAAGCUAAGCUAAGCUAAGCUUUUUUUUUUACAGUGUCAUUGUUGUGAACUCUAUGUAAGUGAGCAAAAUGUCCAACAAACUAUUCCUUUCAGCUGGAUAAUUAUGACACUGGUUUAUUCUUAACAUGAAGCGGUAGAUGAUUAAACAAGAUUUGGUCUUUGGUCUUUUCCAAGUUUAUCCCAUUUGGAAUAAAUUUUACAGUGUCGUGGUCAGGAGAAGACACUGGAUCAAGUAAUAUGUUUUUUUAGUGGAAUGUUACAGAACUUUUAUAAUUGAUUGAUUUUUGUUUCAUUCCAUAGUUUUUUUUUACAGUGUGUUGUUUUUUUAAUAGCGGUUACCCAUUUGUAAAGUUACAUCCGUAGAAAUUGUUCUUGGAUUCAAAUGUGCACUUUUGGUUGAAUUUAUUUAUUUAUUUUAAAUAUCUCAGUUUUUCUUUCUUUCUUUGAAGAUGUUCUGUGAGCAGUAAAAACAGCAUCGAUGAUAAGAUCUCACAUGUACAAACACCUCUCACUUCCUUAUCUGUGUUUUUUUUUAAGCAUCUCGUCACCUUUUUUAUUUGCAUUCAGACAUUUCCGUCUAACCAGAAAUAAAUUUCAGUCGUUUAUUGGGAA